Molecule: messenger RNA, 2344 nt
Organism: Oryzias latipes (Japanese medaka)
Lineage: Eukaryota; Metazoa; Chordata; Actinopteri; Beloniformes; Adrianichthyidae
Gene: sntg2
Product: syntrophin, gamma 2
Cellular component (GO): intracellular anatomical structure; dystrophin-associated glycoprotein complex
Molecular function (GO): structural molecule activity; protein binding
Source: RefSeq, a predicted model, not a curated record
GCGCGCAGGUGGGGAGUCAUGCGGGCUGAUGAGCAGAGGCAGCGGCGCCGCUGACAGCACAUUCAGCAGCAGCAGCAGCAGCAGCAGCAGCAGCAGAUGCCGUCAUCUCGAGCCGCUCCUCAGCUGCUCCGGAGCGCCGUCGGGCAUGCCGUCUCUGCCUGCGUCCGUCGUCAAACGGGACGCCGGUGAAAGGCGCUCGCUGGAUUUUAUGACUUGAGAAACUCCGGCGGAAGUGAGCGGACGGACAAAGCGGCGGUUCGGGAGAUGAGUGUGGCCGGGAAACUGCAACCCGAGGUGAUCGAGCGACCCGCCAGCCUGCCGGUUCCAACUUCGACAAAAUCUGGGAUUGCUUUGCUCUACAAUGAGGACACCAACAAUACCUACGACGUCUGCCUGAAGCUGACCAAAGAGGCAUUAACCAUACAGAAGCUGGACGUGAUUUGUACCAGUGGAACUGAAUCCCAAGUAAAUCACAGAACUGUUGUACUGCGAAGACAAGCAACUGGAGGACUCGGCCUAAGCAUCAAAGGAGGUGCAGAGCACAACGUUCCAGUGGUUAUUUCUAAGAUCUUUAAGGAUCAAGUUGCCGAUCAGACUGGAAAGCUUUUCAUUGGAGACGCCGUCCUUCAGGUUAAUGGCAUAAAUGUGGAAAGUUGCACUCAUGAGGAAGUUGUUCACCUUCUACGUACUGCAGGGGAUGAGGUCACCAUCACUGUGCGCUACCUGCGAGAAGUCCCAUCAUUUCUGAAACUGCCUCUGGGUUCUCCGGGGCUGGAUCACAGUCGAGGAUCCUCUCCGCUUUUUGACAGUGGCCUACAUUUGAAUGGAAAUGAAAACAACGCUGCUCCAUCACCUCCUUCGCCCUCAGCUAAUGAACCAAAGUAUGAGAAACGCUGGCUGGAUGAUGUCUGCAUGCCCCUGUUGAUGGCCAGAGUCUCCAGAUACAAAGCUGGCACAGAUAAAUUAAGGUCCAACUGUUUCCAAGUGUUUGCUUCAGGUGGAACCUGCACCAAUAUUCUCCAAUUUUUCACCGCAGCAGAAAGCACAGACUGGCUCCAAGCAAUAUCAGCUAAUAUCAAUGGUCUGACGCAGGAGAACAUAAAGAUCAUUAACAAACACAGCCCAGCAGAAAAUCAGAUUGUUCACAUGGGCUGGGCUUGUGAAAGCCUUGAAGACAGCACCGUCGGCCGAUCGUCAACGUUCAAGUUCCUGGCACUGAGGGGACCGUAUUUUUAUAUCUUCAAAAGGCCGCCGAUCAGUUCUGCAGACUGGGGAAAAUCUGAAAUAACAUAUAACCUCUAUGAGGUUCUUUUCAAGGUUCACAAGCUGUGGAUGGCAGAGGACUGCUGGCUGAAGGCGCGGCUCUACUUGGGGCUGGAAAAUUCGCCUGAGCAGCAGGACAACGAGCCUCUGUGCUUCAGCAUUCUGGUUGGCCACGGCCAGAGCCACACCUUCAGAGUGGAGCUGGCCUCAGACCUGGCCAUCUGGGAGAAGUCUUUUCAGAGAGCAGUGUUUUUUGAAGUGCAGCGAAUACAGUCCAAAAGCUACAUGUGCAGCAGCCAUGGGACUGUGCUGUGCUUCACCAUAGAUUUUGGAUCAGGCUUCUCCUGCUCAGAGGCUUCAUCAUCGACCAUCCUGUGGCGAUACAAGUUCUCUCAGCUGAAAGGCUCCUCUGAUGACGGCAAAACCAGAGUAAAACUCCUUUUCAAGAAUGCUGAAAGCAAGCAAAUAGAAAUGAAGGAACUGGAGUUUGCAAAUCUGACAGCCGUCCUCCACUGCAUCCACUCUUUUAUUGCUGCCAAAGUGGCCUCAAUGGACCCUCUGUUUGUGUGCAGUCCAAGCUUUUCUGGGAACUGUUUGAACAGCUAAUAAGACCCGUCAUUGCCCAGAGAUGUACUGAAAAAAAAUAUAUAACGUUUUUGCUGUAUUUAUGCACAAACCUUAUAUGUCUAUCUUGUCUUCGCUAUUUUUCUAUCAACAGCUGAAAAAGAAAAUUUGUAAACGCCUGUAAAUGUAAGUAUAUUCCAGUAAAGCAAAACAGUUUUAACCUAAACUUUGGCACAAAUGUAACAAUGGAGAUUUUAGUUUUAUUGUUUAGGAAUAUUUGUUUACUUUCAUGACAUUGAUCUCCUCUUAAUCCAAUAUGGUGUUUAAAUGUCAAACCCUUCACGUGAUGAGAAGAUUUAACAAAUCAUUGAUAAAAAUUCUUUUUUCUACUAAUGAUAAAAGAUUUUAACCAACAAAAUAUUCAGCCCCUCCUAUCAGGACGGAGCUCACAUUUUGCAAAUAACGACACUCUCUUCCCUUCCAACGCACCUUUGUACAUUAAAAACAUGAAAGUCCA